Molecule: messenger RNA, 4607 nt
Organism: Photinus pyralis (common eastern firefly)
Lineage: Eukaryota; Metazoa; Arthropoda; Insecta; Coleoptera; Lampyridae
Exons: 2
Coding region: 217-4446 (1409 amino acids)
Molecular function (GO): nucleotide binding; nucleic acid binding
Source: RefSeq, a predicted model, not a curated record
UGUUGGGUUCCCGUCCCGUCGUUGAACAAUGCGAAAAUAUUUUGACAUCUAAAUUUUAUUUUACUUAUUUUGGCAACGGAAAGCAUUGACUGAAACAUAGCUCUUUUGUUCAUCUUUUUCUUAUUUCCGUGUUAUGCAACCGUAUAUAAAUUGAACUUGUAUAAAAGCAGGUGCCUUUAUAAAAGGUUGCAUAGUACAUCUUAUUACAGUGGUGAAAUGAUUACCUGCACAGCGUGUGAUAAAAUUUUUUCACGAACUGAUGCAUUAAUACGUCAUAAACGUCACCAUUGUGUCAAUCGUAAUUUGAAUCCACACGAUGAAGAAAAACCAUCUUGUUCUGGGGUGAGAAAGACCAAACGUUGUAAAAUUGAUUCACCUAGUGAAAGCAGUACCAAUGAAGAAAAACCAUCUUGUUCUGGGGUGACAGGGGCCAAACGUUGUAAAAUUGAUUCACCUGGUGAAAGCGGCAGCAAUAACGACAACAGUAAUAGCGGUAAUAAUAUUUUCUGUAAAGAGUGUUUGGAAUAUGUACCCCGUCGAAAUUACCAAGGACAUUUGCGCAGCAAUAAACACAAAAAUAAUGUCUGCUUCGCCGUCGAUGAUGGUGUUCAUGUGAUUCGAUGCGCCUUUAAAAAUAGAUUAAUCAGCUACCGCAUGUCUCCAACCGAAACUCAUGUUAAUGUUUCUGAUUUUAUGAAUGAUAUAAAAGCGAAAAUUGUAAAAGUGAUUAAUGAUCAGUUAAAAAGACACAACCCUUUAAAAAUUAACUUUGAAUUAUUUGGCGCAUAUUACUUGGAUACGAAGAAUAUCACCGAUAUCAAGUCUUUCCAAUCAAAAUACCAAGUAAUCACAAUUUCCGAUCCCAUUGAAGAUCUUUUUCAAUCUUUAUCUGAAAUUGUGGAUCGAAAAAAUUCUGAAUUUCAACAAAAGGAUUCUGGAUGGACUUUGGUUCAACUAUUGUAUCUGGAAAUUAACAUUCUUAAAUUCAACGCACUUCGGGCAUCUUCCUAUAUACCAUUACCACCGUUCAUCUCAAACAAGAAGGCUGUUCUGAACAUACAAAACAAUGAUGAAUACUGCUUUGCAUACUCUUUGGUUGCUGCAUUAUUUAAUCCUAAAGGUUCACCCCAAUUACCCUCAUCGUAUCCCAACUUCAGGGAUGUUUUCAACUGGAAUGGUGUCCAAUUUCCUGUAUCUAUGAAGCAAAUUUCAACGUUUGAAGCUAACAACAUCAACAUUUCGAUUAACGUUUAUGGUGUAGAAAAAAUACUGAAAGAUGGAACAACUUCAUAUGAAAUUGUUGGUCCUUUAUACUACAGUAAGUUAAAAAAACAGCAUCAUAUUAAUUUGUUGUAUAUUAGUAAUGACAUGGGUAAUCAGCAUUAUUGUUUAAUUAAAGAUUUUUCAAAAUUAGUCAGCAAACAAUUAAGUAAUAGUAAUGGUAAAAAAUUUUUUUGCGAUGCUUGUAUCCAUUACUUCCGGACAGAGAACGCUCUGAAACGCCACACAGAAAGAGAUUGCAAUCAAGUUUAUACCAAAUUACCGAGUACUAAUCCUAAGGUUGAUAAAACUGGGAACAUCUGUCCCGAAAAUAUUUUAACCUUUAAUAAUUAUCAUAAACAAAUACGUCAUCCGUUUGUAGUAUAUGCAGAUUUUGAAUCAAUGAUAGUACCCAUUCAAACAGUUGAACCUAACCCUCUUCAAUCGUUUUCAAUACAAACCCAGAAACAUGAACCAUAUUCGUGGUGUUAUUACAUUAAGUCCACAUAUAAUGAUGAAUGGUCUAUCCUUCGACAAUAUCGCGGCGUAGAUGCCGCUACUAAAUUUAUAGACAGUUUAGAAAAUGAUAUUAAGGAAAUCUAUCAUAAACAUCUAAAAAAUCAAGUACCAAUGCAACCAUUAUCGAAAAAUGAGAAAAAAAGUUAUGAUGAUAGCACAACUUGUUUCAUUUGUGGAAAUGAGUUUGUCAGUGGUUCUGAAAAUGUUAAAGUAAGAGAUCAUUGUCACGUUACCGGUAAAUAUCGCGGAAGUGCUCAUUCCCGGUGCAAUUUAAAUUUUAAGCUUCAAAAUUAUAUACCAAUAUUUUUUCACAAUUUAAGUGGAUAUGAUUCUCAUUUAUUUAUUAAGCAUUUAGGUAACAAAACCGAUGAAAUUAAUGUUCUCCCUCUUAGCACUGAAAAUUAUAUAACUUUUAGCAAACACCUCUUUGUAGAUGAAAUUGAAGUGAAUGGAAAAAAAGAAAAAAAAUUUAUAAACUUGCGAUUUCUCGAUAGCUUCAAAUUUUUAUCGUCAUCCCUUGACGUUCUUUCUAGAAAUUUAGCAGAUGAUCAAUGCUCUGAAAUAAGAAAAUUUUUUAAUUGUGAUGAAGAAUUUAAGCUUUUACGAAUGAAAGGGUGCUUCCCAUAUUCAUACGUAGAUUGUCUUGAGAAACUUGAUGAAAAAAAUAUACCACCUUAUGAUCAAUUUUAUGAUAUUAUGAGGGGGGAAAAUAUCUCAUUGGAGGAGUAUGAUCGAGUGUUAAAUGUAUAUAAUGUAUUCCAUUGUAAAAAUUUAGGAGAAUACUCGGAUAUUUAUUUAAAGUGUGAUGUGUUAUUAUUAGCUGAUGUAUUUGAAAACUUUAGAGACCUGUGUAUGAAAAUUUAUGGAUUAGAUUCCGCGCACUAUUUUACUGCUCCUGGAUUAACUUGGGACGCAAUGUUAAAAUAUUCCAAAGUGCGAUUAGAGUUACUCACAGAUAUGGAUAUGUACCAUUUCUUCAAAAAAGGUAUCCGAGGUGGUGUGAGCACCUGUAUUACAAGAAAAAGUGUUGCCAAUAAUGAACAUCUUAUGGAUUACGAUCCCCAACAUUUAAAAAGUUUUAUUCAGUAUUUAGAUGUUACAAAUCUUUAUGGAUCAGCAAUGCGGGAAUAUUUACCACAUUCUGGGUUUACAUGGUUAAGUGAAACAGAAAUUCAAAAUUUUAACUUGUUUGAUGUUGGUGAUGAGGAUGAUUUGGGUUAUAUAUUAGAAGUAGACCUACAGUACCCUCAGUCUUUGCAUUCCUUACACAAUGAUCUUCCAUUCUGCCCAGAGAACAUUGUACCUCCAAAUUCUAGACAAAAAAAAUUAAUCCCCAAUCUUUUUGAUAAAAGAAAUUAUGUUAUCCACUACAGAAAUUUAAAGCAAGCUUUAGAUCACGGUUUAGUAUUAAAACAAAUCCAUCGCAUAUUAAAGUUUCAUCAAAGUCCUUGGUUAAGAGGGUACAUUGAUUUAAAUACAAAAAUGCGCAACAACUCUCCUAGUAAGUUUGAAAAAGAUUUUUUCAAGCUAAUGAACAAUGGCGUCUUCGGAAAGACAAUGGAAAAUGUAGAUAGACGAAAAAUAAUAAAGUUGCUAACUCACUGGGAGAAUUUCGGUAAACGUUUGGGAAUGGAGAGCUAUGUGGCGAAGGUCAAUUUUAAAAGAUUUGUUCAAUUUAGUGAAAAAUUAUUUGCUGUAGAAAUGGGUAAAUUAUCAGUGCUUUAUGAUAAGCCCGUAUAUGUAGGUUUCACCAUAUUAGAUAUUUCCAAAAUUGUUAUAUACAGGUUCUUUUAUGAUGUCUUACGUGCUCAAUACGGUAGUAAUGUUUCCUUGCUUUAUACGGACACUGAUUCAUUGAUUAUUGCAGUUCAAACUGAUGAUUUAUAUCAACAUAUGAGAGAAAAUUUACACGAAUAUGACACGUCAAAUUAUGUUAAUAAUCUACAUGGGGUACCAACUUCAAUUUCUGUUAUUGGAAAGAUGAAGGAUGAAUAUGCAGGAAAAGCAAUUAAAUGUUUCUAUGGUGCUGGCGCCAAAGCUUAUUGUGUUAAACUUGCAGAUGAUAAGCUAGUGAAGAAAGCAAAGGGUGUAAAGAAAAUCGUAAUCAAAAAAGUACUUACGGAAUUUGACUAUAAAAAUGCUGCUCAGCAGGAAAGCAAAAGUAUAUUUUGCAAAAUGUUUACAUUUCGAUCCACUUUACAUGAUAUAUACACUGUGCUCAUUAAUAAAAUUUCACUUUCUUCAAAAGAUGAUAAAAGGUUUAUUAUCCCAAAUACUUGCAAAACUUUGGCUUGGGGACAUUUUCAAAUUCAACAAUAUGCAACUCUUGAUGAAAGCAAUAAUGGGCUGAUCUCUGCAACGAUGGUACUGGGUGAAAACAAUGAUAACGUUGAAAAUGAUAGAUUAGAUUUUUUAAUUAAAAGUGUAAAGGAGGUUAUGGUUGAUAUACAAGCAAAUGAAAGUGUAAAUGUAGUUAUGGCCGAUAUACAAGCAAUUGAAAGAGUUACCCCUGUUAUUACAAGUGCAUCGAGUACAGAUAUAGAAAUUAAUGAAAUAAUAAAUGAUGCUUAUAAUAAUUUAAUUACCCCUGUUAUUACAAAUGAAUCGAGUACAGAUAUUGAAAUUAAUGAAAUAAUAAACGAUGCUUAUAAUAUUUUGAUGAGUUAAUUUUUGAGAGUAAUUCUAGUUUGUUACUUUUACUACUGUAAAAAACAAUUAACCUUAAAUGUGUCUUUAUUAAUGUAAUUAUUUAUUGUAUAUUUAUUGCAUAUUUUGCCACUGUAAUAUAAAAUAUUGAAUAAAACAAUUGACCUUAGAUGUGUCUUUAU